Exophiala dermatitidis NIH/UT8656 is the source of this 810-nucleotide messenger RNA. Its product is annotated as 2-deoxy-D-gluconate 3-dehydrogenase. The coding region runs from base 1 to 810 and encodes 269 amino acids. The record is from RefSeq and is a predicted model, not a curated record. Gene Ontology annotation, molecular function: oxidoreductase activity, acting on the CH-OH group of donors, NAD or NADP as acceptor. The transcript has 3 exons. NCBI's taxonomy places the organism in Eukaryota, Fungi, Ascomycota, Eurotiomycetes, Chaetothyriales, Herpotrichiellaceae.
AUGGCGUCGGUCAAUCAGAUGGGCGAGGGUACCUUGCCCACAGUCUCCGAGCUUUUCUCCUUGCAGGGCAAGACGGCAAUCUGUACCGGAGGGACGGGAGGGCUAGGUUUGUCAAUGGCGAUUGCUCUGGCGGAGGCCGGGGCCGAUAUUGUGUCGAUUCAGAUGAAAGAGGAUCCGAGAGCACAUUUGCUUGAGGAAGGCGUCGAGGCCUGUGGGCGGAAGCUGUCGGUAUUUGAGGCCGAUGUUGCGGAUUCAGCCGGCUUAAGAGCUUGCUUUGCAAAGAUUUGGGCCAGUGGCGUCGUGCCCGAUAUCUUAUUAAACUGUGCCGGCAUCAACAGACGAGCCCAUGCGGAGGAUUUCACGGACGAGGACAUAGAUGCGAUUUUCCAAAUCAACCUCAAGGCAUCGUUCGUGGCAGCCCAAGAAAUGGGUCGAAAGCUGCUCGAGCUGAAACGGCCAGGCAAGAUCAUCAACAUUGCCUCCAUCAUCUCGUUUAUCGGCAAUAUCAACAUUGCCGCGUACGCGUGCACAAAAGGCGGCGUGUUGCAGAUGACAAAGGCAAUGAGUAACGAGUGGGCCUCCAAGGGCAUCAAUGUCAACUGUAUUUGUCCGGGAUAUAUCAAGACAGCAAUGACCAAGGUCUACACGGACGACCCGGAAUAUACCAAGUAUAUCAUUGGCAGAACACCGGCUGGUCGGUGGGGAUUACCUGAAGACUUCCGCGGGGCCAUCAUCUUCCUGGCAAGCAAGGCCAGUGACUUUGUGUGUGGCACAAGCAUAGUGGUGGAUGGAGGAAUGAUUGCAAAAUAA